This is a messenger RNA of Coregonus clupeaformis (lake whitefish), 2342 nucleotides long. Its product is annotated as growth arrest and DNA damage-inducible protein GADD45 alpha. The transcript has 4 exons. The record is from RefSeq and is a predicted model, not a curated record. The coding region runs from base 136 to 609 and encodes 157 amino acids. Gene Ontology annotation, biological process: regulation of cell cycle. NCBI's taxonomy places the organism in Eukaryota, Metazoa, Chordata, Actinopteri, Salmoniformes, Salmonidae. Gene Ontology annotation, cellular component: cytoplasm; nucleus.
ACGCGAACGGUGAGAAGAGAGAGUCAGAUGCAUAAAGAAUAGAGAUAUAGACACACACAGUCACGACCUUGACUGGGAUGUUACUGGAAAGAGACCAUCAGUGAAUAUUCGGAUUUCAACGUGGAUAUUUUUCCAAUGUGCAAUAUGACUUUUGAGGAAACCAGUGGAGAACACUCUUCAGAAAGGAUGGAUUCGGUGUCUAAAGCAUUGGAGGAUGUCAUCAGCUCUGCGUUACCUCAAGGUUGCAUCACUGUAGGAGUCUACGAGGCAGCAAAGGCACUCAAUGUGGACCCGGAUAAUGUGGUACUGUGCCUCCUGGCCACAGAUGAGGAGCAGGUCGAGGACGUGGCUCUACAGAUCCACUUCACCCUGAUCCAGGCGUUCUGCUGCGAGAAUGACAUCAACAUCCUGCGGAUCAGCAACAUGAGGCGCCUCGCUGAGAUACUUGGAGGAGUGAAGCCUGGAGGAGAGCCCAUGGACCUGCACUGUGUACUAGUUACUAAGUCGACCACGUGGAAGGACCCAGCUCUGAGCAAAGUGAAUCGCUUCUGUAGAGACAGUCGAGUACUGGACCAGUGGGUCCCCAUCAUCAACCUACCUGACCGAUGAACAAGCAGCAUGGACUCUAACCACGUUGUACACUUUAUAUGGAAACACAGCACACUGCACUAGAUUUGUGUAAAACCCCUUUGUUGGACCUCUCAUGAACAAACCUGAUUCAACAGAGUGAGAGAGAUGGAGGGGGAAGGAGGACAAGAAAACAAAACAACAAGAAAAUCUCCAACUCCAACAAAACUUGCUGGAUCAGUGUGGAUUUUAUGCUGAGGUUUUGAGAUGAGGAAGAGGAAGAGUGACUCAGCAUUCUGGGUUCCAGGACUGCCAAGGUAACAAUGGUAUGACUGUUAUGCAAAGGUAACGGUUGGUUGUUGGAAUUACUUUGUCCUCGUGCCCUGGCGCUGCCGGGAAGAAAGCCAUUACAGGAAGCUGAAUCAUGUAAGGACACACAGCAGAGCAGACAGAAGCACGUGGUGGUGAGCAGAGCAGAGUGCACAAGUCAGCAGGGGAUUGGAAUCUCCUGGAGGCUCAAAGGACUCAAGGACUGGACCGUACUCAAGGACAGGACUGGACUAAGCCAGACUAGAGUUUUCUGAACUGGACUGGAGUAGCCUGGACUAGUCUGGGACAACAGGUUAGAUAAUGCCUCAACGAAAGUGGACCAAAUUUCCAUGUGGAUAUACUCUGCAUGUUAAACUUUUUUGCAAUUUUAUCAGGAACUUACUGUAUUAAUCAACAGUAUGAUACUGUAUAAACUAAAUACAGUAGAUUACCGUAGCAUGCACAGUAAAAUACCGUACAUUUGUUUUACAGUAUUCAUUAUGGUGCAUUGUGGGAAAAUGUUGUGGGCAGGGAAAGAGUCUCUGGAUAAUUAACAUAUUAUGGCGUGCCUUGUAAGAGGAUAUAUUUGUUGCACCCGUGGUGAGAAUGCUGUACCCUCACAGAAUACGGAAAUAUACUGUAUAUUAGGAAUUCUACAAACCUUGUCCUGAAACUCUACAGUAACUUACUGACCAAUUGCUGCCAGUCAUUUACUGUAAUUCAGAAUACAGUACCAAUACCGCAUUGGAUGUGUAAUAUUGUUGUUUCACACUCAUUAACAUAUUUUGAUGUGUGUCUUGUAAGAAGCUAUAUUUGUUGCACCCGUUAGUGAGAGUACCAAUUUAAGUGAUACAGUAUGUGGUAGUGGUUCCCUAACAAUACAAUGUAUAUAGGGGACAGAUCAGAGUGGCAGCAAGUCUCAAACCUUUUAUCGUUGAGUGGUGACCCAUGUCCUUUUGAUCUGUUUUGCCCUGUCGUCACUGUCAGUUUAGAAGCCUUUGUUAAGGCCCAAAGUGCAAGUGAUAUAAAACACCUAGUAUUCAUUAAUAUGCUGUAAUAUCCAAAUACCUACUGCAAACAUGCUUGCUCUAAUCCCUUGUAAUUACAGUAAAAUACUGUAGAAAUAAUUUUCUUACAGUUUAAUAGUCGCUGUUACUGUAUUGUACUGUUUUUCAUUGCUCUGACAUCAAGUUACCAUGAAUAUCUCAGUAUUGUAUUGACACUAUCCAGAGAUCGUCAGCGAUAUAUCAUAAGAUAUCUUGUUGUAAUUACAAUUAUUUUGAAGACUAAUGUAUCCUUAACUACAACAACAUUUUCAGUAAUGGUUAAAUAAACGUUUUACUUGUUAUGAAUGUGAUAUUUUUUUAUCAACCUUGGUUGAAUGCACUGACUGUAUGUUGCUAAGGACAAAAGUACCCGCUAAAUGACCAAAAUGUAAAUGUAAAAUAAAAAAAACUUGCCAAGAA